Fulmarus glacialis (Northern fulmar) is the source of this 922-nucleotide messenger RNA. RefSeq names its product glutamic-oxaloacetic transaminase 2, mitochondrial (gene GOT2). The annotation marks the transcript as partial. Gene Ontology annotation, cellular component: mitochondrion. The transcript has 7 exons. Gene Ontology annotation, molecular function: pyridoxal phosphate binding; L-aspartate:2-oxoglutarate transaminase activity. NCBI's taxonomy places the organism in Eukaryota, Metazoa, Chordata, Aves, Procellariiformes, Procellariidae. The record is from RefSeq and is a predicted model, not a curated record. Gene Ontology annotation, biological process: biosynthetic process; L-aspartate catabolic process.
AUGGUGGUCCCAUGUGGAGAUGGGUCCCCCCGACCCCAUCCUGGGGGUGACAGAAGCUUUCAAGCGCGACACCAACUCCAAGAAGAUGAACCUGGGUGUGGGGGCGUACCGGGAUGACAACGGGAAGCCGUACGUCCUGAACUGUGUUCGCAAGGCGGAGGCCAUGAUAGCAUCCAAGAAGAUGGACAAGGAGUACUUGCCCAUUGGGGGGCUGGCGGAUUUCACCCGGGCAUCUGCAGAACUGGCCCUGGGUGAAAACAGUGAGGCUUUCAAGAGCGGCCGGUAUGUCACUGUGCAGGGUAUUUCUGGGACUGGAUCUCUGCGAAUUGGAGCCAAUUUUUUGCAACGGUUUUUCAAGUCUAGCCGUGAUGUGUAUCUGCCCAAACCGUCCUGGGGCAAUCACACACCCAUUUUCCGUGACGCUGGCCUGCAACUUCAAGCUUACCGCUACUACGACCCCAAGACAUGCAGCCUUGACUUCUCUGGAGCCAUGGAUGACAUUUCUAAAAUUCCAGAGAAGAGCAUCAUCCUCUUGCAUGCUUGUGCUCACAACCCCACUGGAGUGGAUCCCCGGCAGGAGCAAUGGAAGGAGAUGGCUGCUAUGGUGAAGAAACGGAACCUCCUCGUGUACUUUGACAUGGCCUACCAGGGCUUUGCCAGCGGGGACAUCAACCGGGAUGCCUGGGCUGCGCGGUAUUUCAUCGAGCAGGGCAUCAACGUCAUCUUGUCACAGUCCUAUGCCAAGAACAUGGGGCUGUACGGAGAGCGUGCAGGUGCCUUCACGGUGGUCUGCAGUGACGCAGAGGAAGCCAAGAGGGUCGAAUCACAGCUGAAGAUCCUCAUCCGUCCCAUGUACUCCAACCCACCCCUGAACGGAGCCCGCAUCGCCUCCAUCAUCCUGAACACCCCUGACCUUCGGAAA